CAAGAACCAGUUGCUCCCAAUAACUCGAGUUGUUGGGAGAAGGUUCUGCUGGAUCUUAUACCACAUUCUAACACGCCCCCUCAAACGAAAGCCAAUCCAUGGGCUUGAAGUUUGCACAGGUCCACCAUACCAUGUGCUUGAAAGACAACGGUUAAUAUUGGGGGUCGUGGAGAUUCGAAUACAUGACCUUUUGGUUCGAGGCUCUGAUACCAUGUCAAGAACCAGUUGCUCCCAAUAACUCGAGUUGUUGGGAGAGGUUCAAUCGUGAAUCAUAUACCACAACACUAACACCUAGGAGCUUGGUUCGGGCAUCUUUUCAUUUGAAAGGAGUUGGACGAAUCCACUGUCCAUGUGGAAUAUGGGAGGGCUUGGAAGGAUUGACCGAGUUAGUCAGAUCCCAUAACCCCAAGUUGUAAUAUAAAUAAUACUCUGCAGAAUCCAGCUAAUAUUUGGCUGACUCCCAACAAACAUGCCCCUUUGUCUGGACAUGAACUGAAGGAUAGCCAUCGGUAUCCGUAUUAUCACCUUCUCUCUUUGUUUAUCAAUAGUAUGAUAAGCAUAGAUUAGCAUAAUUAAUAUGUAGCUUAAUCUUGGGUUUGUGGUGUAGAAAGAGUCACUUUCUCUGUAGAGAGGUGGGCAUGGGAUUUGUUCUUCUCUUACAACGGAUUUGUCUAUCUUAACGUGGUUUUGCAAUCUCUAAAGUAGGAUUGCCAUGUGGGCAAAGCUAUUGGGCCCACCACCACCCUCCUGUUAGAGCCUUGUUUUCUGGUUCUAACUGUUCUCUCUCUAGUCUCUACACUGAGAAACACAAAUUCCAAUGCCUGCUUUGUUCCUUUCUUUUACACCCUUUUUGUCUGAAUGAUUCUCUGAACUUAUCGAAGUUACAAAAAGGAUUACUGAAGUUGGGUAAGUUCAUCUGCUAAACUUUAUAAUAUGAAUGCAGCAAAUGCUAACAUAGACAGUAUUUGUUGGUCAAAUUAGGACCAAACGAAGGGCUCUCUCGACCUUCUAUUCCAUUUUCCUUAUGUUCUUUUCUUUCUUCCUCCCCUUCUUCCUAUCCCUGUGAAAAUUAGGGACCCUUAUUUAAUUCGUAACAUAAAUGUGCCCUUACCUUCACUUCUCCCUCUCUCACUAUACGGUCCCUUUUCACCAACUACCCACCUCUCAGUAGUCUUAUUGUUCCUCUAGCUCGCAUUUAUUAUUCCUUUCUUUGAUUAAUUUUUUCUACAUAUAUACUUCCCAGUUUAGUUCACUAACAAGUUUGUCGCACGGCAUUUAAAACUUUGCGGUACUGAGUACAACAGCAUCAUUUUUCAUUUUCCUCCCGACCCAACACUUCAUAAAAAAAAUCACCUCUGUUUCCAAAGCUCUAUUCUUUGUCCUUCCCCCUGUCUCGUGUAAAACUUCUGCUUCCUCGGUUCUUUGUUUUUACUCUAGAAGAAGGAAAAACAGUCAUUAGAGAAGAAGUUAGCUUUUGAAGCUGUUUUCAUUAGGAGUGUCUUUAUUCCUUCCUUGGAAGAAGUGUCAUUUUUUCUGAUUUCUUGUUGAUUCGCUUCCCCAGUUUUCAUUUACUCGAGGAAGUCUGAGUUUCAGCUUCUAUUUCUUCAUGGGUUUCCUCCAAUUUGUCUCAAAGUUUGUUCCUUUUUGAACCUUUUCCAUAUCACAAGCCAAGUGUAAGAUUUGUCUUCAAUGGGUCGACUGAACUGGCUUCUCCUGUUGUUCCUGUUGUGGGCUUCCUUCUUUAUUCCAUUCUCUCAUCAGCUGCAAACCUACCAGGCUCAGCUCCUGAUGCAACUGAGGAAGCAUUUGGAGUACCCUCAUCAGUUGGACAUUUGGGAAAACUACAAUGGCGACCUCUGCAACUUAUCAUCUACUCCAUCCAUCAGCAUUGCCUGUCAGGACAAUCUGAUUACAGAGUUGAAGAUCAUGGGAGACAUGAAGCUCUACGAGGUCAGUGAUUCUUUCACCGGCUCCCCAAUUCAGAACCAGACUCUAUCUGCCAGUUUCUCAAUUGAUUCUUUUGUCACUACUCUCACAAGGCUGACCACCUUGAAAGCUGUCUGCUUUGUUUCAUUGGGGAUUUGGGGCCCAUUUCCUGAUAAGAUUCAUAGGCUGCACUCACUUGAACUCCUGGACUUGAGCUCAAAUUUCAUCUUUGGUUCAGUUCCAGCUCAAAUUUCAAGAAUGGUUAACCUUACUUCCUUGGUUCUUGGUGUAAACUACUUCAAUGGAACUCUACCCGAUUGGUUUGAUUCCUUGUCAAGGCUCACUGUUCUGAGCUUGAAGAGCAACCGUUUUGAGGGCGAGUUUCCUUCUUCAGUUAGCAGAAUCAGAACCUUAACAGAUAUCGCACUGUCCCAUAAUCAGCUUAGUGGAAAGCUCCCUGAUUUGACUGCCUUGACCAACCUCCAUGUAUUGGACUUGAGAGACAACAAUUUUCAAUCUAACCUCCCUCCAUUGCCGAAAGGUCUAGUCACUGUUCUCUUGAGCAACAACUCAUUUUCAGGAGAAGUUCCAUCACAAUUUGGACAGUUGUCACAUCUUCAACAUUUGGACUUGUCUUCGAACAAUCUCAGUGGAAUACCUCCUGCUUCUUUGUUCUCAUUGCCAAGCAUCAGUUAUCUCAACUUAGCGUCCAAUGUGUUUAGUGGGUCACUUCCAAUCCAUGUCGCCUGUGGUUCCAAGCUCGGGUUUGUCGAUAUCUCCAUGAACAAGUUGACUGGUGGACUCCCGUCUUGCUUGGAGAAUAAGAGAGUAGUGAAAUCUGGUGGGAAUUGCUUAGCAAUUCAUGCUGAUUCACAGCAUCAGGAAUCAUACUGCAAGGAGGCCAAGAUGGUGACGACGAAGAACUCGAGAUUUAGAGCAGUGGGGAUACUGGUAGCUGUCGUUACAGGAGCACUGGUUUUAAUGGGAAUCUUUACAUGUGGGGUUGUCUGUAUAUGCAGAAGAAGUUGUCGUCCUAGAAAGAAAUUUGAACAUAACAUAGUAUCCAAGGUCGUGCUGGAUAAUCAUAAUAGUAGUGGUACUAAUCCACCAGCUGAUGGUUUUUCCUCUGAUGUCCUAGCUAAUGCAAGAUUUAUUUCUCAAACAGCUAAGUUUGGGACACAAGGGUCUCCAGCAUGCCGUGUGUUUUCAUUGGAAGAGCUGAAGGAAGCUACAAACUUCUUUCAUUCCUCAUCUUUUAUGGGUGAAGGCUCUAGUGGGAAGGUUUACAAAGGUAGAUUGCACAAUGGCAACCUCAUCGCCAUACGAUCCCUGACAUUGUUCAAAAGACAAUCUAUCCAAAACCUUAGGGUUAGGCUUGAGUUACUAUCAAAGCUUCACCAUCCACAUCUGGUUACUCUCUUGGGUCACUGCAUUGACAGCAGUGGUCAGGACGAUAGCAACAAAGUCUUCCUCGUCUACGAGUACGUGCCUAAUGGAAACUAUCGCUCCCAUUUAGCAGAAAGCUUUACUGAGAAAGCACUAAGGUGGCCAGAUAGACUAGCCAUUCUUAUAGGUGUUGCCAGAGCCGUCCAGUAUCUGCACACUGGUGUAGUUCCAGGCACAUUCAACAACCGAUUAAAGACGAACAACAUACUGCUCGAUGAACACCAGAUUGCAAAGCUCAGCGACUAUGGCAUGCCGAUUAUCACUGAAGAAUUUGAGAAACUUGAGGCUAAGGGAGAAGGAAUGAAAUCAAGUUACAGAAUAAAUUUAGAGGAUGAUGUGUACAACUUCGGGUUCAUACUACUCGAAUCACUUGUUGGGCCAAUUGUGACUGGGAAAGGAGAAACCUUCCUGCUGAAUGAAAUGGCAUCCUUUGGAAGCCAAGAUGGCAGAAGAAGGAUCGUGGAUCCAAUCGUGCUAACCACAUGCUCCCAGGAGUCACUGUCGAUCAUUGUUUCGAUCACGAGCAAAUGCAUCUCUCCAGAGCCAUCGGCCAGGCCUUCGUUCGAGGAUGUUCUCUGGAACUUGCAGUAUGCAGCUCAGGUUCAAGCCACAGCCGAUGCUGACCAGAAAUCAGAUUCAACCUCAUAGCCCCAUACCGGAAUCAGAAGAGCAUAAGUUUAUUUAUCUACAACCUUGACGAAAAAGGAAACGAGCCAUGAACAUACAAUGACUGGCAGAACAGGCAGCUAGAUGCAGAUUAGUAGUGAUCAGAUUGCAGAGUGUAUAGAGUUGUAAAGUUCCAUACAAUAGUUGAACAAAUAAUGGCUGUAAGAUGAAGAGUUCCAUUGAGUAAUAAAGAGUUAUGAGCUAUGGUUGGCCUCUUUCUUUGAUUGAUUGAUUCGGUCUUACCAAAUGCUCUGUUGGUGGCUUUGGUUGAGAGUUGGCAACUCAAAAUGAUUACCAAAAAAGGAAAAGAUUUCACUAAACUGCAGAAGCUUGGAAUACAAGGCAACGAAGGAAAGAUGGAGAUGAGUCAAAUCUCAAGAAGAUAACGGGAAGCGAAGAGAAAAGUGGUUGAUAGGAGGACCUGAAAAGUGAAAGCAAACAUAAAUGGAAAACCAAAGUUCAAGCUAACUAACCCAAGCCAUAAAUGACAAACAACAUAAAAACCAAUUUGAUCUACGAAAGGGUUUCGAGUCUAGUGAUGUACCUCAACACUUAGGUGUUUGGAUUGAGUAUGGACUUCCUAUUAAUCUUUCUCUCUCACAAAAUGUUAUGGUUACUGGUUAAUUAGUGAAUUCAUUGUUUGAACUAAAAAUGAAAAUUCUACUCAUUCUGCCAUGGAUUAAGCUCCCUUGGCAGGGGUUACAUUACAUGCCUCCCUAUUUUGGAAGAAAACCCAAAAAGUUAGUAGUAGUAUUAGCAUUGGUAAGAAUGUUUUUGAGCUCCAAGCCCAUUAUUGGCUACUCUUUCCACUGUCAAUUCACAACCAAUUUUGUAAACUAAUUGUACUUUUUGUUUCUCCAUCAAUACGUUUGACUUUGCUUAGAUGGAUAUACGAAUGAGUAAAUGAAAUUACUAAACUUUAUACGAAAAAUGGAACCCACUAGAAAAAAUAUAAAUUUCCAUUAAUGUGAACAUAUAGGUUUGUCGUUACCAGUAGUAAAUGCUAGUAUUAAGUGAACAUUUUUAACAAUAAAAUGAAUGAUCAACUUUUGUAUCAAAUGGAACAAAAUUGUGAGUUGUGGAAAUGCAUUAAAGUGACAAAUUUACAAUUCGAACGACCAAUAUAAUUUUAGAAUAUUUUCACAAAAUAAAAUCACAUGUUGUCAUCGUUACAUAGUCUUAUAAUAUUUUUUAUAAAUUACAGUAACGAAA
Linum trigynum is the source of this 5250-nucleotide messenger RNA. The record is from the annotation of a GenBank genome assembly. NCBI's taxonomy places the organism in Eukaryota, Viridiplantae, Streptophyta, Magnoliopsida, Malpighiales, Linaceae.